This is a messenger RNA of Culicoides brevitarsis, 1610 nucleotides long. RefSeq lists its product as uncharacterized. The coding region runs from base 15 to 1610 and encodes 531 amino acids. The record is from RefSeq and is a predicted model, not a curated record. NCBI's taxonomy places the organism in Eukaryota, Metazoa, Arthropoda, Insecta, Diptera, Ceratopogonidae. The transcript has 6 exons. Gene Ontology annotation, molecular function: chitin binding. Gene Ontology annotation, cellular component: extracellular region.
UAUUCGGGGCAAAGAUGAAGUAUGCGGUGAAAAGUGUCGUUUUACUACUCGUUUAUUUUAUAAGUACCGUCAACAGAAUAGAAGGCACAUGCGUGCUGGAGUCUGACUUCGGCUUCAUAGUCAAUUGUAACUUUAAGAAAUCCGGCUUAUUUAGGGUUAGAAACUUGGGAGGGUUGAAGGCCCAUUUCGGUUUAGGUUUUAGCUUAGGAGACGAACUCGGCUUCGGAGAGUCGUUAGGAAAUACAGAAUCGAAUAAGCGACGAUCGCUUAAUGUGAAGACGGGCUCAAAUGGCGUUUAUGCAGGCGAGAAAAUUAUGUCGACCGCUCAAACGCCCCUCAAACGAGCGCCCACAAAAACUUACAACAACAACAAAAACGUGCGACCUCAAACGAUGCAAACUGUCAUUCCCUACAGAUCGCCUGUCAUGAUGCCGCCCGCUGUGAAUCCCAUCGCGCACGUGACAAAUUUGCGCGCCAAAAUGCCACAAGUUCCCGCCAUGACGCAAGCUACGUCGCUGCCGCUUGGCGUUCCCGCUUUCAAGCCAAUUCCAAAGCUGGAGAACGAACAUAUGGCGGAAACGUUGAAAGCGAUAACGAAUCGACAAGUUCAGCAGCAGCAACAACAACAACAAACGACACAAUACGAUCUUCCGUAUAUGCCAAGUAGCAAGACGACGCAAGUUUUUCCCACACGAGGUCACGUGCCAUCAACAUCAGUUGUACCGAAUUAUUCGACCUUCCAGGCGUUGCCGCAAUCCAUUUCGAGAAUUUCAACGGGACCCGUAGUUCAGUUCGAUAAGAAUAGUAUUCAGAAUUUGGUGUCGCCAUAUGCUCAUUCAUUUGUUCCUCCGCCAAAGAAGACAAUUAUGAAUCGAGUGUACACAAAAGAGCCUGAAGUGCCUCUCCAAAUACCCUCAGUUGACUUAAAAGGGCAUACAGUUGAAGAACUAGCAGCAGCAGCAAAUGUUAGUGUCGACAUAAUCCAAAAAGCGAUUUUCGAAAAGCAGAAAAAGCUCGAGGAAGAAUUUUGGGCCAAUUAUACAAGAACAAGUACGACAACGACACGAAGAACGACAACAACUACGACGACGACAACGACUCCAAGGCCUUCAACGACACAAAAGAAGCCUCCGAAGAAGUAUCACGCGCAUUUAAGCGGGCAUAAAGUAAUGAACGCCCCUAAAGAAUACUAUCCAGUUGGUUACGACAAAAAUUUCGACGAUAAUUUCACUGCACGAGUUGACUUACCUCAAACCUCGUUCCAUUGCGGCGAUCAAAAACACUUCCCCGGACUUUAUGCUGACGAGGAUUUAGGUUGCAUGGUAUUUCACGUGUGCGCUUUGACCGACAAUGGUCUCAUCAUGAAAUCCUUCCUAUGUCCCGAAAGCACGUUAUUCGAUCAAACGAUCCUCAAGUGCAAUUGGUGGUUCUACGUCGAAUGCAAAAACAGCAAAAGCUUGUAUGACUCAAAUCUUCCGAUAUCGAAAAGUUAUCAACUGAUGAAAGCUCUUUCGUUUUUCUCGAAAUACAAAGCGUCGAACGGCACAGAAACAGAUUUAGAUAUGAAUGCGUUGAAGAACAGUGUGAACAGCAAUCCGAUAGAAAAUUAG